Messenger RNA from Ixodes scapularis (black-legged tick), 2169 nucleotides. RefSeq lists its product as uncharacterized. The record is from RefSeq and is a predicted model, not a curated record. The transcript has 2 exons. NCBI's taxonomy places the organism in Eukaryota, Metazoa, Arthropoda, Arachnida, Ixodida, Ixodidae. Gene Ontology annotation, cellular component: SCF ubiquitin ligase complex. Gene Ontology annotation, biological process: SCF-dependent proteasomal ubiquitin-dependent protein catabolic process. Bases 338 to 1759 code for a protein of 473 amino acids.
UGCAGCGCCAUCUAGAUUGGACUAAACGCACUAACGGCCCACUGCGGCUCUGCGGGCCGUUCAUGCUGGCUGCUCUCUGUGAUCGUCCCCGUCAUCCUUCAGCCCGCUCUCCAGGCAAUGCAGGCAUGAACGUUGCCCUGCCGCUGAUUUGAGGUGCUUCGGCUGUGUGGAAUAACAACAUGUCAAUCGCGGGACAACCGGAGCCCUCGAACGCAAAACGGCGUCGUCAAACGUUAGAAAGAGGCCAACAUCAAACGAUGACAGCCUCCUGAGGUGGCGAUCGUAACACGGGAUCUCUCGGUCACCAUUUGCACGAACAGACGGCCACAGCACAGGUAUGCCCAAACAAAAAUCGGUGAAGCCGCUGUAUCGCCUCUGCGUCUCCUACGUCUCUAGCAACAUCCAACAGCUAUGUCCCGAGCACAAUCCCGUAGCUUACGUCUUCCCGGCGCACGUCAACGAAGACCUGGUCGACGCCCUCCAGUCUUACAAGCAAUCCAACUUCGUGUCCCUCAACCACCUCCUGACUCAUCGCCUGCGUCGCGUGUCCCUCAGUUUCAUCGACUGCCACCUGCCCAUCGGAAGGCCGUCCCGUCUACCCGACCUCCUCAGCCAGAUCUCGAUGCACGGUAAACAGCUCCUUGAACUGUCCCUAGUCGGUGCUGUCCAUCAGGAUGACUCGACACUAGUCGCGGCGCUGUGCGAGUUGCCGAGGUUGCGGCGGUUGUCCCUGUGCCUCAACAACGUCACCGACCGCGUGGUAUCCGUCAUCGCCCAACACUGCACCGACCUGGUGGAACUCCGGUUCUCCGGCCAACGGACCACGGACCAGAGUCUUUACCUGCUCGCGGCCUGCAAGCAACUCCGGUGUCUGCUCGUUGAGAGCGACCUUACCUUCGAGUCGCACAUCACGGUUUCGUCAUCGUACCGCAUCCUGGAAGAACUGCCCCAGCUGCGGUCUCUGAAGAUGCCCUUUCUGACCGAGGCCCUCCUUCUGUUCCCAGACACCUGGAGGCUUGGGUUGACCCACUACACCGAGCGCGGCUUGAGUCCACUACUGAGGUGCAGCACUGCCUUCGAGCACAUAGUGAAGGUGUGUCCAAGGCUCACCAAGGUGAGCCUGGUGCUCACGGGGCUGGAGACCAUCACGCCGCUGCGACACCUGAAGGCACUCAACGAUCUUACCCUGAGGGUGACUUCGUUCAGCUCCGACAUGUUCUUCAAGACUCAGGUGGAGCCCGUGCUUCGGGAAGUGGGUUGCAACUUGAGAAUGUUGACGCUGUCCCUUCCCGAGGUGGACAUUGGAGCCAUCAGCAGGCACUGUCCAGGUCUGACGGACCUUGAGAUCGAAGACCUGCGGAGAGUGCUGCCCUCUUGCGGAGAGACGAGGUUCCGCAAGCUGCAAAGACUCAAGUUCUUCCCGCACGAGGUGAACUCCAUGACGUCGGGGGAACUCUUCGAGAUGCUCAAGCACGCCGGAGACCUUGUUGAGGCUUGUCUGGGCUGGUGCCAGCUGACAGACGCUGCCCUCGGAACCCUGGUCUCUUCCGGAACCUUCGCCAAGCUGCGCGAGUUCGAACUUAAUGAGGUGGACUGCAUAAGUGGCGUCGGACUGGAAGAUCUCGUGACGACGCCCAGCGACCUAAACUCUCUCACCGUAUUUGGGUGCGACGGGGUGUCAAGGACAGACAUAGAGCACCUACGCAACCUCAUCAGUGACCUUAACUUAGAUCUCGUAAUACGGUUCUUUGAACUCUGAGGAGUGACUAUGUCUUCAACCCACUGUUCUUGCCGAAUGUUGGCGUCUUGCAUUGCCGUUUCGUUACCGGUACCGUUUUCCCAAGCCCGUUCACCGCAAUUUAAAAUUGCUCCUGCGUGGUACUGCACGUCUACCGGCAAAAUAAAUGUCUACAACUAAGGCACAUUCUCGAGAAAAAGUGAUGCAUGACAUUGUCACGUAAGGACUGCUUAUGUGAAGAUGUAGGUAUUAAAUGAUUAGCUGGCUGCAUGAUUAAGAUGGAUAGCAGCUGCAUGCCAGUAUUCAAACUAUGACAAUGAUGAACACUAAUGAAGGUAUGGGUCGAAAUUGAACCAGUCUAAGUUUGCAGGUAUACUGCCUCCAUAAGUGCCAUUACAGCCAAGAUCCAUUAAAGGGACCCUGCAAUCAUA